GGGAGGGGGGAGGCGGGCUGGGGGUUGGGUAAGCAUGAGGCGGAGCUAGGGGCUGGACUGGAGUUUACAGCUGGGCCGAGGGCUCCACCACGCUGAGGUUCAACGUUGAACUCUACGAGGUAGAGUCCUGUGGAAGAACUGGGCUGACAACGAUGUGGGUCAGGACGACACUAACGAUUAAAAGAUGGACUGAGGAAAAGCCUGGCUGCAAAACUGACAUUUGGGACAAGAGCGAGAGCACCGAUAUAAGCAGGUUGCCCAGCUGGAGGAGAGGACAUCUGGCCAGUGUGGAGUCCAGCAGUGAUGUGUCUUCCCUCUCCUCUGAAGGUGAACUCCAGGAGACUGACAGGUGCUGCUGGAAACACCAGCAGUGUGCUGGACAUAUCAUCCACCCCUUCUUGGACUGUGGCCACCACAACCGGCACAUGCACGCUGUCAGCCACUGCGACUGUGAAUCUAGGCUGAAAGACUGCUCAGGGAAGACAAAUAGUAGCAGAUCCCGAGAUGUAGGCCCGACCUGCUCCAGAGAUCGGGGCUCAACCUGCUUCAACAUCAUCCAUACCCCUUGCUUUGAAUUCAUCCCAGAGGAAGAGUGUGUGGAGCGGAUCUGGUACAGCUGGUGCAAAGGCUACAGGCCUCUCUCUGUGGCAGUAAUCCACCAUCCCAUUCAUCAUGUGUGUAGGACAGAUAACCUACACGAGAAGGAGGAUGAAGAGGAUGAAGAGGAGGAGGAAGAGACCCCACCUUCCAUCCCAACUCAGUUGUGCCCCACCGCCAUACCUACUGACCCAGACAUCGGGUUGGUCUCCAGGACUCCCGACUCAGCAGCGCCCAUCACCAUCUGGCGUUCUGAGAGCCCCACAGAAAAGAGUCAGGAGGGCAAGGCCAUCAAGAAGAUAAAGAAGAAAAAGGAGAAGGAGAAAGACAACGAGGAUGAGAUAGUGGAUGAAAAGGCAAAGUUGAAGAAAAAAGUCAAGGGCAAAAUAAUUAAGAAGAAAAGCCCGGCAAAAUCAGAGUCUUCCCCUCCAGACUUGAGCCGAUCACUAAGCCCAAGAGAACUAGUCAGGACAUCAGAGUCCAGCCCAGAAAGUCGGGAAGAGCUGGAGAGUGAGGACAGUUAUGAACGGGGUAAAAAGGAGCCCUCCAGCGAAGAUAUUGUGGAGUCAUCACCCAAGAAGAGAGAGAAGAGCACCUCCCAGGCCAAAAAGAAUGGGACAAAGACCUUACAAACCAGGAAAACGAGCAAGAGAAAAUCUCCCCCAGUGUCCAACCCCAAUCUCAGCUGAGGCCAGGGCAACCAGAGUGAAUAAAUCAAGCCUGUAACUGA
Peromyscus maniculatus bairdii (prairie deer mouse) is the source of this 1327-nucleotide messenger RNA. RefSeq names its product protein interacting with cyclin A1 (gene Proca1). The record is from RefSeq and is a predicted model, not a curated record. Gene Ontology annotation, molecular function: A2-type glycerophospholipase activity. Gene Ontology annotation, biological process: arachidonate secretion; phospholipid metabolic process. Lineage: Eukaryota; Metazoa; Chordata; Mammalia; Rodentia; Cricetidae.